Eimeria mitis is the source of this 348-nucleotide messenger RNA. RefSeq lists its product as uncharacterized. The coding region runs from base 1 to 348 and encodes 115 amino acids. NCBI's taxonomy places the organism in Eukaryota, Apicomplexa, Conoidasida, Eucoccidiorida, Eimeriidae. The transcript is spliced from 2 exons. The record is from RefSeq and is a predicted model, not a curated record.
AUGCCCUUCAUUCGCAGCAGCAGCAGCAGCAGCAGCAGCAGCAGCAGCACUUUGCUGCUGCAGCAGAAGCAGCAGCAGCACUUCGCUGCCGCCGCCGCCGCAGCAGCAGCACCAGCAGCAGCAGCACCACCACCACCACCAGCAGCACCACCACCACCAGCAGCACCACCACCAGCAGCAGCAGCACCAGCAGCAGCACCACCAGCAGCAGCAGCAGGAGACUUACCCACAGCAGCAGCAGCACUGCCCCCAGCAGCAGCAGCAGCAGCAACAGCAGCAGCAGCAGAAGAAGAAGAAGAAGCAGAAGAUAUAUCUCUCCCUUUCGGUACCCCACCAAAUAAACAAUAA